CUCAAAGACUGACUGGUCUUUGAGGUUGUCGACACAUUUUAAUAUUCUCCAAACCUUCAGGAGUUGGCUCUGCUCUGCUAUGAAUCAGUGUGAAGAGACAGAGGAUGAAGUGACUCCCUCUAAAACCACUCUGUGUGGGGAACAUGACGGCCAGACCAGAACUCAGAGCCCAGAGCAGCGACAGAGACCAGAUUCUCCUGAACCUGAACCGAGCUCUGCGUCAAUCAGGAGCCACCAGUCCAUGGAACCACCUUUAGUGUUUAAAGGACAACUUCCUGCAGAGAUUCACCCAGAGCAGCGACAGAGGCCAGACUCUCCUGAACCUGGACCGAGCUCUGCGUCAAUCAGGAGCCACCAGUCCAUGGAACCACCUUUAGUGUUUAAAGGACAACUUCCUGCAGAGAUUCAUGUUCAGCAGAUUACCAGGGGUCAGUCAGUCCAGCAGCAUCCAAGAGAUUUGGACUCCAUAUUUAUGCAUCUUGAAGAAUGCAUUGUCACCUUUGUAAAACACGAGCUAAAAAAGUUCCAAAAGAUUCUGAGUCUAGAUGACCCUGAAUGCUUUGAGAGGCAGAGUGAGGAUGAGGAGGUGUUGGAUGGUGAGAAGGAAGAGAAGAGGAGGAGCAGCAGAGAGGAAUUUCUGAAGAUUACACUGCACUUCUUGAGGAGAAUGAAGCUAGAGGAGCUGGCUGACUGUCUGCAGAGCAGAACUGAUGCUGCAGUUUGUCAACCUCAACUCAAAUCUCACCUGCAGAAGAAGUAUCAGUGUGUGUUUGAGGGGAUUGCUAAAGCAGGAAACCCAACCUUUCUGAAUCAAAUGUACACAGAACUGUACAUCACAGAAGAAGGACCUACAGAGGUCAAUGAUGACCAUGAGGUCAGACAGAUUGAAACAGCAUUCAGGAAACCAGAUAGACCAGAAACAACAAUCAGAUGUGAAGACAUCUUUAAACCCUCACCUGGAGGACACCAACCAAUCAGAACAAUGAUGACAAAGGGAGUUGCUGGCAUUGGGAAAACAGUCCUAACACAGAAAUUCAUUCUGGACUGGGCUGAAUACAAAGCCAACCAGCACAUACAAUUCACAUUUCCAUUCACUUUCAGAGAGCUGAAUAUGCUGAAAAAGAAAAAGUACAGCAUGUUGGAACUUCUUCAACACCACUUUUCUGAAACCGCAGGAAUCUGCAGGUUUGAAGAGUUCCAGGUUUUGUUCAUCUUUGACGGUCUGGAUGAGUGUCGACAUCCUCUGGACUUUCACAACAAUGAGAUCCUGACUGAUGUUACAGAGUCUACCUCAGUUGAUGUGCUGCUGACAAACCUCAUAAGGGGUAAACUGCUACCCUCUGCUCGCCUCUGGAUAACCACACGGCCUGCAGCAGCCAAUCAAAUCCCUCCUGAGUUUGUUGACAUGGUGACAGAGGUCAGAGGGUUCACUGACCCACAGAAGGAGGAGUACUUCAGGAAGAGAUUCAGAGAUGAGGAGCAGGCUGGCAGAAUCAUCUCCCACAUCAAGACAUCACGUACCCUCCACAUCAUGUGCCACAUCCCAGUAUUCUGCUGGAUCACUGCUACAGUUCUGGAGGAUGUGUUGAAAACCAGAGUGGUACAAGAGCUGCCCAAGACCCUGACUGAGAUGUACAUCCACUUCCUGGUGGUUCAGACCAAACGAAAGAACUUCAAGUAUGAUGGGGGAGCUGAGACAGAUCCACACUGGAGUCCAGAGAACAGGAAGAUAAUUGUGUCUCUGGGAAAACUGGCUUUUGAGCAGCUGCAGAAAGGCAACCUGAUCUUCUAUGAAUCGGACCUGAAUGAGUGUUGCAUCGAUAUCAGAGCAGCCUCAGUGUACUCAGGUGUGUUCACACAGAUCUUUAAAGAGGAGAGUGGACUGUACCAGGACAAGGUGUUCUGCUUCGUCCAUCUGAGCGUUCAGGAGUUUCUGGCUGCUGUUCAUGUCCAUCUGACAUUCAACAACUCUGGUGUCAAUCUGCUGUCAGAAAAAUCAACUUCUUGGUGGUGGUGGUUUCCAUUUAGAAACAACCCAGAACCAACUCAUCUCUAUCAGAGAUCUGUGGACAAGGCAUUACAGAGUCCAAAUGGACACCUGGACUUGUUCCUCCGCUUCCUCAUGGGUCUUUCUCUGCAGUCCAAUCAGACUCUCCUACAAGGUCUGAUGACACGGACAGGAAGUAGCUCACAGACCAAUCAGGAAACAGUCGAGUACAUCAAGAAGAAGAUCAGUGAGAAUCUGUCUCCAGAGAGAAGCAUCAAUCUGUUUCACUGUCUGAAUGAACUGAAGGACAGUUCUCUAGUGGAAGAGAUCCAACAGUACCUGAGUUCAGGAAGUCUUUCCACAGAUAAACUGUCUCCUGCUCAGUGGUCAGCUCUGGCGUUCAUCUUACUGUCAUCAGAAAAAGAUCUGGACGUGUUUGACCUGAAGAAAUACUCUGCUUCAGAGGAGGCUCUUCUGAGGCUGCUGCCAGUGGUCAAAGCCUCCAACAAAGCUCUGUUGAGUCACUGUAAUCUAUCAGACAGAAGCUGUGAAGCUCUGUCCUCAGUUCUCAGCUCCAAGUCCUCUAGCCUGAGAGAGCUGGACCUGAGUAACAACAACCUGCAGGAUUCAGGAGUGAAGCUGCUCUCUGUUGGGCUGCAGAGUCCACAUUGUAAGCUGGAGACUGUCAGGCUGUCAGGCUGUCUGAUCACAAAGGAAGGCUGUACUUCUCUGGCCUCAGCUCUGAGAUCCAACCCCUCCCUUCUGAGAGAGCUGGACCUGAGCUACAAUCAUCCAGGAGACUCGGGAGUACAGCUGCUGUUGGCUGGACUGGAUGAUCCACAAUCGAGAUUGGACACGCUCAGAACAGAACAUGGUGGAGAGCAGUGGCUGAAACCUGGUCUGAGGAAGUAUGCCUGUGAACUCACACUGGACACAAACACAGUAAGCAGAAGCCUCAAACUGUCAAACAACAACAGGAUGGUGACACAUGUGAGAGAGAAGCAGCCAUAUCCUGAUCAUCCAGAGAGGUUUGACUACUGGUAUCAGCUGCUGUGUAGAAAUGGUCUGACUGGUCGCUGUUACUGGGAGGUCGAAUGGAGAAGAAGGGUUGAUGUAUCACUGAGUUACAGAGGAAUUGGAAGGAAAGGAAACAGUGCUGACUGCAGGUUUGGAGGGAAUAAUCAGUCCUGGUGUUUAUUUUGCUCUGAUGUUGAUGGUUACUCUGUCUGGCAUAAUAACAGAAGAAUAGACCUCCCUCACUCCUCCUCCUCAUCCUCGUCCUCUGUCUCUAACAGAGUAGCAGUGUAUGUGGACUGUCCUGCUGGCACUCUGUCCUUCUACAGAGUCUCCUCUGACACCCUGAUCCACCUCCACACCUUCAACACCACAUUCACUGAACUUCUUUACCCUGGGUUUGGUUUCUGGUUGUCUGACACCUCAGUGUCUCUGUGUUCACUGUAGGAGGGAGAGUCUCAAAACAUUUUGGAAGUAGCGGAUUGUCCCCUAAAAUAAGAGGGGAGUCAACUUAUACUAAAUUUACAGCCUAAUAAUGGAAAGAGGACACGAGGUGAAACUCAAGAACACCAUUCACAAAGAUAGGAGAAAGAGACAACAGAGAGAGAGAGAGAGAGAGAGAGAGAGAGAGAGAGAGAGAGAGGUUGAAGAUCCUGGAGGGUGAAGAUCGAGAUCCUCCUCUCAUUUAUUGACCUGAAGAUUGUCACAAAUGCCUUAAUUUCCUAUCUGCUAGAAUACUGCAAUGCUCUUUAUUUGAGAAUCCUUGACUCGCCGGCAGCUGGUACAGAAUACUGCUGCUGGACUCCUAACUGGUACCAGGAAGAGAGACAACAUCACACCUGUACUGGAGUCCUUAUAUUGUCUACCACUGAAGUUUAAAGUUAUAGUAUUUGUUUUUAAAGCUUUACACAGCCUGGCCCCAGUAUAUCUCUGAGCUGCUCUGCCCCCUUUUCAAGCCCAGAUCUCUAACCCUAACCCUAACCCUGAUCCUCAGACCAGCUGCUCCUGACUGUCCCUCCAUCGAGGAUAAGGGGUAAUGGCGUUUGUGCUUUCCCCUUCGCAGUAGCUGCCCAAUAGCUUUGGAACAGUAUAACAUUUUCAAUUCAGUGGUCCUACUCUGUAGACUCUUUAAUGCUGAACUUGACACUUCACAUGUUUCCUCUGGCCUUUGACUGCCCUUAAGGUCUUAUGUUGUACUUUUUACUCUUCUUUGUUUUAUGUUUUCCAUCUGUUCCUUUACUUAUUUAUGUGUGUAUGGGAAAAUAUUGGUAUGUUAUCUCUACUGCUUUUUUUUUACUGUUACAAAAAGUCGAAAGUGACAUAAAAUACAUUUGCUCUCAAAUAAUUAACAAUAAUCCAUAGGGCAGCUUCCACUCAGUAGGUCUCUUCUAGCAAAUAAUUUUUCGUUAAGGAUGAGAAGUUGCGUUGAAGUAGAACCCUGGAUAUAGCUGUAAGAGACAGAGACUGUAUGGCGCCGAAUAGCGUGUUAUUACUUUUGCUUGUUUUCCACUUGAAACCACGACAUGAUAUAUGACUGUGUUGUGUGUAUUUUACUGUAUAAGAUCUGUGCAGGCUUUUUUAAAUAAAUAAAACGUCUUAAGAUAAGAUUGACAAUUGUG
Molecule: messenger RNA, 4620 nt
Organism: Cottoperca gobio
Lineage: Eukaryota; Metazoa; Chordata; Actinopteri; Perciformes; Bovichtidae
Product: protein NLRC3-like
Exons: 11
Coding region: 80-3448 (1122 amino acids)
Molecular function (GO): protein binding
Source: RefSeq, a predicted model, not a curated record